This is a messenger RNA of Carica papaya (papaya), 1659 nucleotides long. Lineage: Eukaryota; Viridiplantae; Streptophyta; Magnoliopsida; Brassicales; Caricaceae. The record is from RefSeq and is a predicted model, not a curated record.
CUUCGAUUCACAGGAGUCUACAGAGUUGACAUCAUCUACGAGAUGGAGUAAAGUCGCGACUAUGUUUGAAGAAGAUGAACGUUUUAAAGCUGUUGAACGGGAAAGAGAUCGCAGGGAUCUAUUUGAGAACUUCAUUGAUGAACUCAAAGAAAAGGAACGGGUGAAAGCACAGGAGGAGCGGAAGCAGAACAUAAUGGAGUACAGGAAAUACUUGGAAUCUUGUGAUUUUAUUAAGGCAAAUAGUCAGUGGCGAAAAGUUCAGGAUCGGGUAGAGGCUGAUGAGAGAUGUUUACGUCUUGAGAAAAUGGACCGCCUGGAGAUCUUCCAGGAAUAUCUACAUGAUUUGGAGAGGGAAGAGGAAGAGCAGAGAAAACUAGAGAAGGAAGAGCUGAGAAAGGCAGAGCGUAAGAAUCGAGAUGAGUUCCGCAAGUUGAUGGAAGGACAUGUUAUUGCUGGAACUCUUACAGCAAAAACUCAUUGGCGUGAUUAUUGCAUGAAGGUUAAAGAGUUACCUGCAUAUAUGGCAGUUGCAUCAAACACUUCUGGUGCAACCCCAAAAGAUUUAUUUGAAGAUGUUGCAGAGGAGCUUGAGAAACAGUAUCAUGAGGACAAAUCCCGAAUUAAAGAUGCAAUUAAGUUAAGAAAGGUUACUUUGUCAGCAACCUGGACUUUGGAAGACUUAAAGAUAUAUAUUUUGGAGGAUAUUAGCUCUCCACCUAUAUCAGAUGUUAACUUAAGAUUAGUAUUUGAUGACUUGCUGGCAAGGGCUAAGGAGAAAGAGGAGAAAGAAGCAAAGAAGCGCAAACGUCUUGCAGAUGACAUGCUUAGCCUACUACGUUCUUUCAAGGAAAUAACUGCAUCCUCAACAUGGGAAGAUUGCAAACAUCUUGUUGAAGGUAGUCAGGAAUGCAGUUCUACCGGAGAAGAGAGCUUCCUAAGGGAGAUAUUUGAUGAACAUAUAAUGCAGCUGAAAGAACAGGCAAAAGAGAAUGAACGGAAACGGAAGGAGGAGAAGGUGAAGAAGGAGAAAGAGAGAGAGGAAAGAGAGAAGCGGAAAACAAAGCAUGGAAGGGAGAAGGAGAGAGGACGUGAAAGAGAGAAAGAUUAUGUAAAGGAUGACAUUGCAGACACUGAAGAUGUUGAUAUGACUGAGUCACAUGUCUGCAAGGAGAACAAAAGAUUGGGCAAGGACAGUGAUAAGAAACACCGGAAACGACAUCAGAGUGCCAGAGAUAGUUCAAAUGAGAAUGAGAAAGAGCAUACAAGGAGUUCCCAUAGGCAUGGCAGUGACCAUAAAAAGUCAAGACGACAUGCAUCAACACCUGAAUCAGAUGGUGAAAGCCGACGUAGGAGACAUAGAAGAGAUCAUCGAAAUGGUUCUCAUAAAAAUGGUGAUCACAACGAGCUUGAAGAUGGAGAAUAUGGUGAGGAUAGGGAAAAUUGAUAGUUAUUUGUCAUAUAAAUUAAUUCUUUUUGGUUUUCCCCAUGGUCAAUACCUCCGUGAUGGGAAAUGUUUCUUUUCUCCAAACAUACAUGAGUAUGAUUGUGGCAUAAUUGUGACGAGGAUUGCAUUAGCUUAUUGCUAAUUCAGUUGCAUAUUUUCUUGACACUUGCCAAUUUUCUGAAUAACAUUGUAAAAUGAAUUCAGAACUUGCUUUA